AGUUUGUCUCUGCUGUGCUCGUGUGUGUGUGUGUGUGUGUGUGCGUGUGUGAAUGUGACUGUGCGCGGCUGUUGCGGCCGUCUGUCUGUUUAUGUCUGCGUGUGCUGGGGCCGCCGUAGCCGCCGCUGUGGUCUCGGUCCUGCCACUAUUGAACUACGACUGCUAUGGCUUAAGGCUGAUCUUGUACGUGUAAGUGUUGGCGCUGAAAGUUGAGUGUUGAGCUUCUGCUGGCUGCAGCCGAAACGGCAACGACGACGAUCAGUAGCGGCGGCAGCAUGAGCAGCCUCUGGCUCUAGCUGUGGCCAGGCAGCGAUCGAGCGAAAGCCGAACGGGCGCCGAAAAGACUUUUAACGAUAAGUGCAUUUAGCUACCGAUACCGCUGCUCCUUGUUACGCGUAUGGUGUCAGAAGGCAACUGCCUCGUUCAUGUAGUGAGUGAGUUUGUUAGUAACGUAGUCUGUACUUAGCGACUGCUUCAAAAAAUACUGGCAGCAGCAGCAGCAGCAACAACAACAACAACAACAACAACGGACUGCAGUAUGACUGUUACGUUAACUUCUGCUGCUUAACUGAAGUACCAUCAAAUUUGAAUUGCCGGCAACGACAGCAGUCGCGGGCCUGUAUGGAUCGAGAAGCAAAAAGUGCUACUGGAUGAAUGAACGGUCUGAACAGAGAUAUAAUAAAAUUCAUCAUUUUUGUCGUAUUUUUUUUAUUAAUGGUGGCUAGUUGUUGCUUGUUGGUGUUGACAGAGAUCAUCGACUCGAGCCAACUGAAAAAGUGUCGCUGGCCGCAACUGAUUGUUUGACCUUAAAGUAAACGAAACGUUGUUGUUGUUGUUGUCGUCGUCGUCGUCGUCGUCGUCGCGUGUGGCACGCGUUCCACGUCAACUCGAGCUAACUUAGCACUUAGACUGCGUACGCUUCCGGUCGAACAAAGACCAUCAUUGGUGCAGCCUCCUAAACAGUUGAGACUCAACAAUAGCACGAAUAACUAGGCAAAUCGUUUAUUUGGCGGCGAGUGUCGUGAGAAGCACGUGAAAUUCGUGGUUAUUCAUUGACGGCAUCGAGGAAGUAUCGAAUGCACCCCGCUCGCGAAAUCUCCUUACGGACGACGUUCGAGGUGGUGGCUAUUGUGCGCCACCGUUUGUCCCGUCAAUAUCAACAACAACAGCAACGCCUGUGGCUGCUGCAGCGACAUCAAUAACAACAAAAUCGAGCUUCUUCUUUAAAUGUGCCUCGCUACUGCUGACGAGCUAUAAAAAGUGAGCGAGCAACUGCUCGACUAUCUAGUGUCUGGGAAAAAGGAAUCGACUGAUCAACAGCUAGAACUGUCACUACCUUUACUAAUACUGCUGCUAUUUGACAUUGGUUGCCGUGUGCAUCGUCAUUCGACCGUAAACACUGACAAAUUGGAUCACAAGGGGGAUAGUACAUAAGAUUACUGGUAGUCCACUAGCGAUUCUGAUCAAACAGCCAGUUUUGCCUCUUAAUCCCGGUUGUUGUAGCGGCCGGCGCUAUUUCAGCGUCUACGUUUCGUGUAGCGCCGUCCGUUACGACCGCGUAACAGUGACACCUUCCGUCCGUCAAUGUGCGUGCGGCACGACUGUGUCGUCUGCGUGCAGUGAGUUCGCUCUCUCUCUCUCUCUCUCUCUCUCUCUCUCUCUGACCCCCCUCUCUUUGUGACCACUCUGUGUGUGCGUGAGUGUGUUACGAUUACAGUAAGCAACGAAUCGGCACUUUGCCUUCCCCGCCGUCGCCCAUUAUCACCGUUAAGCACGAAUCCACUCCUGUUCACAAGUCCGCCCUCGUGUAUCAUCUAAGUGGCGAUACGUGAACGGGUCGGCAACAAACAGCGAACUUAUCUGUACCAAAACACCACCGGUACAACCCUCGGGCGUCCCCCACUUCCCCCAUGCUGUUAUUUUUGCAGAAGUGUUUCGCCGCGCGAAUGCAAAAGCAAACACAAUCUGACCACGUAUCACGUUGCUCCUGCUACUGAACGAAAACUGUGCCUUUUUGUGCCUAUUAUUUGACGAGGUGUCGUGGCGGCCGUUACAUGUUUGUUACGCGCACUAACCGGCCGACUGAUCGAUGAGGGUGCCUGAUAGUUUGUCGUGAAGGGAAACGAACGUUUUUGCAAGACAGACGUGUGCGACUGGAGGCCUUCAAGGUUCCGAACUCGUCGGCAUCGAGUAUACUAUUAUAAUUUUAUUAUAGACUAAGUCUAGCUUAGUCGUUGCGUGUUCGACGCUUACUUAGCGUGGUAUCGGUAACAACAACAAACGAUUACACCAGUGUACAUAUAUCGAGUCAAAACAUAACACACAACCGCCUUGGCCCUGUAAGCGAGCUGUGCUAAAGCACGGCAGGCGACGAAGCAGUACAUCCUCUGCUAGUGGCUGUGUGUAUGGGACUAGCCCGCUGAUUUGCGGGCCCGCCAACGCCGCCAUAGAGAGUGCUGUCUGUGUGAACCGGUUUGGAUCGUUACGAGCGAACCAGGAGGAAAAACUAUUGCACCGAUAUUUAACAGCACUGAAUCUCUUCGUCAUAAGUGAGCACUCUGGAGUGAUCUCAACUGUUCAUCGUUACCUCGGUGCCGUUCGGUCAUCGAAGACCGAAACUUUGACGUCACACACAACAGUAACGCGAUGGAGAAACGCCUUGAGCUUGAGAAGAGAGGCCGUACCGCCGACAAGGUAACGGACCUGAAUCUUGACAACUCUCGGUCGACGACAAUUGUUGGAUUAAGUGAAGACUUUUGCAAUCUGCGCACCCUUAGCUUAAACAGCGUUGGCUUGACGUCACUGAAAGGCUUUCCAAGUCUGCCCCGUCUCGAGAAGCUCGAGCUGUCCGACAACAGAAUCUCGGGCGGCUUUAACGUAUUACAUGGCUCACCUCGGUUGACACAUCUGACGCUGUCGAACAAUAAAAUACAGGAGAUCGACACACUUGAGCCCCUAGCCGCACUCAAGGAGCUGCGUGUCCUCGACUUGUUCAACUGUGGCGUUACAUCGGUUGACGGCUAUCGAGAGAAAAUGUUUGCGCUACUGCCUUCGCUGAAGUAUCUGGACGGGUACGACCGAGACGAGAAAGAAGCGCCUUCAGAGGACGAAGGUGAGGAGGAGGACGAUGAUGACGAUGAUGGAGAUGAGGAAGAAGAAGAAGUCGGUGAUGAAGACGAGGAAGAGGCUGAUGGUGAAGGCGAUCUCGAAGGUGAAGGUGAUGCCGACGGCGAUGACGGUGAUGAGCCGGACGCUGGCGACGAGGAGGACGAAGAGGAAGAGGUCGGCCUCGAGUAUCUCGACAAGGAGGAUAUUGAUGAGGAGGACGAAGGCGACUACGAACCCGCCGAAAAGGAGGCUGCAGCCGCAGCUGAAGAUGACGACGAAGAAGAUGCUGAAGAUGCGCCGGCCAAAAAAAAGAAGAAGUCUGAGUAGGAACGACAUUGAUGCAGGGCGACAGCGUCAGCAGCACUCAAUAGAAAGAUGAAAGAGUGGUCGUCGCUCGCCGCUCCGCUUUGAAGCAUCGACUCCCGCAUCAAUUCCGCAUAAAGAUGUUGCUCAUUGAGAAACUGGUUUGAGGUAAUGACGUGAAGAAUGUUGCCAGCCAUUUUGGUGCUUUUCAUGGUGUCGCGCGCGAUCAACCAUCAGCACUAAUACGACAAUGCUCCAAUCGGCCAUAGGUCGAGGAAUAGUAGACACCGAUGAGGGACUCAGUCAGCGACCCAAUGAAAAACACUAUUUCUUCGUCGUUUACAAGAAGUACAAGUUGCAUAAACUAAAUUCACCCAGAACACCGAUUGUCGUCUAACUGACGCCGCCCCUAGAUCGUACGUAAGUGUGUGUAUGUGUGCAUGUGUGUGUGUAUACGUGUGUGUGUGUGUGUGUGUGUGUUGGGGUAUAUACGUGUCAUGGCACAGCCACAAGAAAUCACAACAACGGCAACAGAAAUAGGAAACAAUAUCUCGUCGAUGCUGAGAGGACGGACGGCAUAGCAACCCAGCUCUCUUACUACCUGCUGCUACUAUAAGACAAUUAUAAGAAUUGAUUUCUAUAUUAUAAAGACAAUGUGAAGAUCGAAUUUGGGAGACGGAAGCAAAACAACACAUAAAGGGAAGGAAGGAAGGAAGGAAGGAAGGAAGAUAGGGGCACGCAUCGCUGGAGUAACAAGGCUGGGUGGCAAAAAGGUCCGCCGCCAGAAAAUGCAGUAGAACCCAAGAACAACAAUCCAGGAGUGAACAACAACAACAACCACCACAACAACAACAACAACAACAACAACCACAACAACAACAACAACAACAACAACAACAACGUAGUACUCGUCGCUGUGCGAAGCUCUCCGCGCGCACUCCCUUCAAGUUUCUGGAGGGAUAAUGACGGAGUUUGCGCGUGGCGACGUCGGCUGCCGCUGGGCCUCGGAUUCUCUCACAAUGAUACCAGGAGAAUACACAAAUACAGAUGUCCACAUAUACAGACAUGAACAGUUACACAUCUGCAUCAAUGAUUGACUCACACAGAGCGGAGACAAACAUAGAAAAAGGAUACAAAGACGUAGAUGGAAAAGAAAGAAAAAUAAAAGACAAAACGUGGUGAGAAGCGUGUGUACGCAAAUAGACACAUGCAUAUGCAGAAUGAUGUAGAAUAAUAAGAAAAAAUAUAUGAUGGUGAGCGGCGGCGACGACAGAACGAAAUAGGAGAGCCGCUUAACAAUAAUGAAAGAUUAUGAAAACUUGUCGUGUUUAACUCGAACUGUUGUAAUAGACGGAUGACGAACGCUUGUGGAUUGAUUGAUCAACUGAUGACCGAGAGAAUUCGAGAUGAUGUGAAAGUGCGAAGGGGUAUUGUGACGGAAGAAUUAGUAGCAGCGAAGAUUCGGCACGUAGCAUGAUCAAAAGGAGGGGUAUGGGUGGGUGGCUGGGGUAACGUACGGAGGUCGCUUUGAGGUUGCGCCACAUUCGACGGGAACUUGAUAUUUACUGUAUUCGUCCGUAGAGAUACGAACUUGUGGCUAGCGGCUGCCUCCGUACGUACCGCGGGUUCUUCGAUACGUUGAUAAUCCAAUGUCGAGGUCGCGAUGUUGUGGGAAAAGCAGUGCCAGUAUCGUCAAAUACAUUGAAUAACGGUUUAGGCACGUAUUCGCGCAUUUAGCGACCGUUGUGACGAUCGAAAAAGUUUCGGAGUAAAUCAUUACGAUCAUCAAUAUUAUUAUUAUUAUUAUUAUUAUUAUUAUUAUUAUUAUUACAUUACGAUGACAAUGUUAUUAUUAUUAUUUUAAUAACAUCAUUAUUAUCAUUGACUAGGACGUAAAGAUAUUGUAGCGCUGGUGGCUAUGUGCAACAAAAGUGAGUUUCGUGUGAAUGAAGAAAAGAAUGCUUUAUGCUGAAGGCACGAUCUGUGAAAUGUUGGCAACAAUAAAAAUCAGAAUAAUUAUUAUGACUAGGAAAAUGAUUAUUAAAUGCGUGUAACGUCAGCCACACAAAUUCGUGCCGAAGGUCGAGCCUUCUUUUGAUGUGUACCUAUCAUUGGCUUAUUGUAUAAAAUGAAACAUGAUUAUAAAUGCUUGGUUAUUAUUUGCGUAUAAUGUAUCGACCACAAUAUUGAUCGUUUCCUAUAGCCGAUUAUAUUCGUCAAAGCAGAGGCACAGAUAGAUGAUGGCCUAUUAGUAAGACCAAAACGCUAGUGAAUACAGGCUGGCCAAGCAGGCUGAUGCGCAGGUCGCUCGGUUUUGUUGAUUAAGAAGAAGCCUAUGAUGGCUUGAGUGAGUUCGCAUCAGCCCUGCUGAACGAGGUAUGCGCCCCAGCCUAUCGAACAACAAAAACAUCCGCAACAAACUUGUAUUAUUACUACAGUAACAAAAACCGUAAACGCUACUGUAUGAAUAUCAAUCACCUAGAGCAACUAUACAGGAACAUCUCAAUGUUUUUUUUUAAGAACGAUCUUUCUAUCAGAUAGAAACCCGCAUAGAAAUGGUAAUCCACAACGAGAAAAAGACGGCUAUAUCUCCUGUUGUCAGAAAAAAGGAACUAGAAUGAUAAAAGAAUAUACUUCAUUUACUAGCGAAAACGUUUAAAAGAAAUAAAAGGGGACCCCCAGCCUGGCUUAAGUACUUUAAAAGCAACCACCAUGAAAUCACUGACAGCCUCAAUCACAAGGAAACAACGCGAAAUAACGACAACGAAGACAGAUAGAUACAGUUGUAACAGCUGGAGCCAGUAUGAACGUCAUCAUAAAACCAUAGGGGAACAACAGAAGGUAAUACAAUGAACCGCGACAGUAGAGCAGCAUGUUUACGAGGAUUAUUAAUCAGAAGAUAGAUGGUGCAUUGAAACGAGAAUAUAUAGAUACAUAGACGGUAGAUGACCAAACGGGAUUCUAGCUACGUAAAAAUGGACCAGUAACAACAACAACAACAACAAUAUUGGCGACAACAUCAGCAACAGCAAAAGUAUAAACUAUAUGAAAUACAUAUUGGAACGUAUAGAUCAGAGUAAACAGUAAUAACCGGUCUGCAACACAACCAUGCGGGGAAUACAUUUGUGACGCUUAUGGGAAUUAAGUUUCGUUCCGUUGGACGCACGUGAAGAACGAGGAGCCGAUUGUCGCGGAUUGCGGUGUCAUGCAAUCGGCACUGCCUCGCCGUUAGCGUCUAGAGAAACGCUAUGAUUAUUGAAUAAUAUGAUUAUUAUAUAAUCGACAUUGGGCGGUGUUCUCCCUUUUGAUGCGGGCAACGGCCUUUGGGUGCGCUCCUUCCGCGCUGCUGUAUAAAGCUCGACGUCGACACUCAUUGUACAUAUAACCAUACAACAAAAGCAAAAUGGGCGCAAGACGGGGAGGCAAGGUAGUAGCCGCGGAGUGUAGAUACGACGAAGGAGGGCUGGUGUUCGUUGACUGGCGAUCAGCCCUGCUGCGCGGCACUCCCCCGGAGGCCGUUCCGUGCGGGGAAUCAUAGCACGCUCAACACAACGCCCCCCUGCUGCUCAAGCGUUUUACUGGCGUUGGUGUAGCGAUCGCGGUCAGGUUGGGGUAAACGUAAGUGGUCUUUAUGGUGGGAACAAUCGACCACGCCGCCUGAUGUCGCCGUUUGUCGAAGCCGCCGUCGUCGAAGCGAUGAAACGAAAAAAAAAAAAA
Varroa destructor (honeybee mite) is the source of this 7128-nucleotide messenger RNA. It is a transcript of the gene Mapmodulin, whose product is annotated as acidic leucine-rich nuclear phosphoprotein 32 mapmodulin. Gene Ontology annotation, cellular component: nucleus. Gene Ontology annotation, molecular function: histone binding. The record is from RefSeq and is a predicted model, not a curated record. NCBI's taxonomy places the organism in Eukaryota, Metazoa, Arthropoda, Arachnida, Mesostigmata, Varroidae.